Molecule: messenger RNA, 270 nt
Organism: Sphenostylis stenocarpa
Lineage: Eukaryota; Viridiplantae; Streptophyta; Magnoliopsida; Fabales; Fabaceae
Source: the annotation of a GenBank genome assembly
AUGAUAAGGGCAAGGGAAUUGGUCAUGGCCAAAGUCAGAGGUGGACCUCUCUCCCCCGCGGCGCACGUUAGCCCCUCUCCCUCUCUCCCAAGCGGUGGUGGCCUCCUCAUCCACCCACGUCACAAAUUCAGCCGCACAUCCCUCCCCACUUUAACAACAACCAUGCCCCUUUCCCUCCACCACACCCUACCCAAACAACCUUCUCACUCUCUUCUCCUCUCCCCCUUAACCUCCGCCCCCCUCCUCCUUAUACUUCACUCACCCCCUUAA